Molecule: messenger RNA, 1110 nt
Organism: Eutrema salsugineum
Lineage: Eukaryota; Viridiplantae; Streptophyta; Magnoliopsida; Brassicales; Brassicaceae
Exons: 3
Coding region: 1-1110 (369 amino acids)
Source: RefSeq, a predicted model, not a curated record
AUGUUACCAAAUCCACCCAUCCAACCCGAGCAACAAAAGUGCAACCGCGACGAACCAGCACUAGAGAACCAUGCCCCUAAAGCUAGAAAGCGCGUUAACAUGAUCAUGGAAGCCAUCAAAGCCUGCAGUUACUCAGUUCGGGCAAUCAAGGAGUACAGCCAAAAAGCCGCCACCGCACCUAAAUUUCUGAACGCUACCGCGAAAGGAACGCCCUUAGUAUUCACUAAAGCCGACACGGUCGGACUACACAUGCCGCAGAACGACGCUCUAGUCGUCGAACUCCUUCUGGACGAUGUUGAGGUUAGCCGAAUACUUAUUGAUACCGGCAGCUCGUUCAACAUAAUAUUCAAAGAAGCACUCGACCAGCUCGACAUCCCAUCUGAUAAAAUCGAACCUUUCAUCACACCACUCACCAGAGUUGUAAAGAUUAUUCAAUUCCUCAUCCUCGACAAACCAGCAAUCUACAAUGCUAUCUUGGGAACGCUUUCGCUCCACGCGAUGAAAGCCGUCGCCUCAACCUAUCACCAGUACCUCAAGUUUCCGACCCCCGACGGCAUAUACAUCCUAAAAGGUAUCCAAGCCAUAGCUUGGUCGUGCUACAUCAACGAAUGCAAACUCCGAUCGGGCAACCAUGCUUGCGUCGAGAUCGGCGCCAAGCUCGAUCCAAAGAUCCGUGAAAGUCUCGUUCACUUCUUGAAACAGCACACUUCCACCUUCGCACAAUCAGUUGAGGAUAUGCCUGGAAUUGAUCCACAGAUCGCCUGUCACGAGCUCAACAUUGACCCAACUUACAAAUCUAUCAAGCAGAAGCGCCGGAAGCUCGGACCAGAAAAAGCACAGGCUGGCAACGACGAGGUCGAACGAUUACUCAAAGCUGGAUCAAUCACUAAAGUCAAAUACCCGGAUUGGCUGGCUAACCCGGUAGUCGUUAAAAAGAAAAACGGCAAGUGGAGAAUCUGUGUGGACUUCACUGACCUCAACAAAGCAUAUCCCAAAGAUAGUUUUCCCUUACCACACAUUGACCGACUCGUUGAAGCAACCACCGGGAACAAACUCCUCUCCUUCAUAUAUACGUUUUCCGGAUAUAACCAGAUUCUUAUGCAUCCUUAA